Molecule: messenger RNA, 3142 nt
Organism: Sinocyclocheilus grahami
Lineage: Eukaryota; Metazoa; Chordata; Actinopteri; Cypriniformes; Cyprinidae
Product: KAT8 regulatory NSL complex subunit 1-like
Exons: 10
Coding region: 232-2931 (899 amino acids)
Cellular component (GO): NSL complex
Molecular function (GO): histone acetyltransferase binding
Source: RefSeq, a predicted model, not a curated record
CUAAAAAUGUGAACUAGUUUUUGAAAUACCCCUAAUUCUUUAUCGAAGGUUGGGCCAGUGAAUGGCGCAUGCUCAGUGCGAAUAGGGAGUGUUGGAGACAGCCAACAGUGCAGGGAAAGAGAAUACGGGUGAAAAGAGAAGCCCGUCUUCCUUUCGAAAAGGAAAAAAAUACGUUAACGGAGCUUCGUUGGAUGUCCUCGUUUCACACCCGGCCAUGCCAACGACACAGCGAUGUAUUAUUACUGCAAUCGGAAUAAAAUGAGCGCUAGUGCAGCCGGGCCUGGAGUGGAGAGUUGCGGGGCCGGGUGUCCGCAUAGCGCCAGCCGCUGCUGCGGGGGAGGAGGCUGCGGUGAGCCCGUCAGCGGUGACGGAAGCUCGGCCGCUGCGGCUACAGCCACCAGCGCGGCCCCAGUGCGGAGCUCAGACAGGGAGAGCAGCGUAGCCGAGGCCCAGGCGUUCCGCGAAUGGGACGAUGCCACCUCCGGCGAUGCGGAUCCGGCCCAGAAAAUGAACGAGGGGGGAUUUUUUACGAACGGCGCUGCCAAUAUCACACGGGAGGGAGACGAAUGCGCGGAUUCGGGGGAAUACGGCGGAGGACGCGGGCGUUUCUGUAGACAAAGCACUGGAGCGGGCGAGGAUAACACCAUUAAUAUUGAUCAUGAAGAAGCUGGUUUGCGGCGUUUCACGAGCGUUACGACAAGAAGGGACGAGCGCAGAGCGAGCGCGAGACUGCCGCCGGUGCGCACCGCGAGAGUCCGACGCGGACACACGGCGCACGCCGAGACCGAGAUGAUGACAGCCGCUGCAAGGUGUGGUCACGGGAAUCCCGAGCCCGCGGUCAUCAAGCGCCGGGGAUGCCGUUUCACCCGAGCCUCCAAGAGGGUGUGUUUCUCGGACGCCGCGGCCCGCGUUGGUUCCAAUGGUGAAGCUCACGGGAAGGGCUCCGCGAGCACUGCCGAGACUUUCAGGCGCAAGUCCUUACAGCGUAUCCACUGCGAAAACACGACCGGGGCCCAAAAAAUUAAUUUCACAGCGUGCCCGCCGGAUGAAAGUGCUCAGCUGCCCACAUACAGGACGGCGAAGGGGCGCGUCAGACUUUACAGGGUGCGCUCCUUUCUUUCCAGAUCUGCCAACCAUAACAACGGGGUCAGCGGAAACGCUGCCCCUCACAAUAGCCUCCCACCGCAACCCUCCCUCCAAGCUGAGCCCGACCUUCGUGGUUGCGUAAAAAAGCCCCUGUGUGCCCUCUCUAUCAGUUCUUCUCAGUCUGAGAGUGGGCCUCCUAACGGGACAGAGCCAGAGCCACAGAAGUGUGACGGUACAGGUGUGGGCAUUGAUGCACAGGGGACUGAGGGCCCCAGCACGGAGCAAAUAGAGGCGGUGAGGGGUGAAGCCAAAUGCAGACAGGCAGAGCUGGAGGGUCGGACCGACCACCUCUGGAGGCGCCUGCAGGCCGUACAAGUGAAGCAGGUGGAGAGACAUGUCACGCAGCAGCUGCAUGGCCUAUACAGGAGCCUGGGGUUGAGCUGCACCAGAAGGACCAAUGCUGCGUCCAGAAACUCGGCCGAGCUGAGCAGGCUGGCGUUCAGCUGCAGCGAGAUCCUCCGGUCUGCAGAGAGCGCCCUGGACUCGGACCACACGGCCAGCAGCUCCGGCGGUGACAGUGAGGAAGAUGAGGGAUUGGAGAGAGGGGGUCGUCGCUUUAGACCACUGCCAAUAAAAUCAAUUGUCACUGGCAAAGAAUGGCAGUGGGCGGAGAGCAGGGCGUGGCUUGGCAGCAGGUGGGUGUGGCUGCAGACUCAAGUAUCGGAGCUUGAGUAUCGGAUCCGUGCGUUGACAGAGCUUUACACACAUCUUCGACAGGGAAAGGUGCGGUCCACUUACUCUGUCCCUGACACGCCCCUCAGAGCAUCAAACCCCUCCCCCGCGUCACACAACUGCAAGAUAUCCUCUGCUGGUGAUCCUAACAGGAAGUGGCAGACAGAAGACACCACCACUCCGCAAACAGUGCCCAGUCCACCACCUUCUGCCGCACGAGUUCGACCGCUACUCCGGCAACGACGUCACAGACUCGUUCGCCUGGAAGAUUGCACAGUGCUGGAGUCAAAGGCGGUUUCGUUACAGUGCUGGUGUGAGCCACCGUCUGUGUGUGUGUUAUGUGGUGGUGCUCCUCCUCGCUCCCCCUCAGAUAAGGAGAAAGGUCUGUGGAUGCGUCAGACCUGGCUCGAUAUGUCCGUUCACCCUGUCCUCUCAAUGCCAUCAGAUUCACCCCUUGCACUGCAUUGUGGGAUACGCCCGCUGGCCGGGCACCAUUCUAAUAAUUCACUACAGUGGACAGACGUGUCAUCUGCGUCCUUUUGGCCGGGAAGGCGGGGCCAGGGACGAGUUGGGAGAGUGAGGAGGAGACUAGUUUGUCCCCGUCCGCCCAAUGCACUGCCUCCUUUAUUUAGCACACCUGGUGGAUCUGGGUGCAGAAGCCAGAGGGGUGUGAUUAUUCCCAAUUAUCUUCAUCCACGAGCUCCAGAUUUGCCCAUCCUGCCGGCUAUACCCCCAACAACAGACACACCCACUCAGCCUUUGAGAAGGAGAAGAGCUGAAAGCUCAUUUGACAUUGACAACCUGGUGAUGCCUUUGGGCCUGGCUGGACUAGGAGCACGCGUACAAAGACUACAAUACAAGGAAAUUAUCACACCAAGUUGGAGGGAGCUGGACUCUCUCUCAGGGGUCUCUAAAAACCAGGAAGGGGCACAUGCCCUGUCAUUCAAUUACAAUAACAUACAGCACCAGCCCAAUGGGGAAGGACUGGACAUUGAGGAGGAAGAGGUGGAGGAUCUCUCUGACGCUGUGUUUCUGAGCCGCCAUGCAGUGUGUGAGAGCAGAGAGAGGAGUCGGUGGGGGAGCUGGGCUCGUAGACGUCGCCGGGGCAGGUGAGAGAAAUUUGUGUGUGAAAUAGUGGCAUAUAUGAUUGAGAAUAUUUGAACAGGUGUCAGAAUUGUUUAAACGGGUGUUAAAAUAAUGUUUUUCAACAACGGAUCGAUUUGUAAUUAAAUAUUUCCAAAUGCUGCUUAUUUGUAACAUAUGUGUUAGAGCUGGCUUAGCUUUUAGGGCACAUUCCCCAACGUAUUAAGCCACGGGGCUUAUG